Molecule: messenger RNA, 1918 nt
Organism: Urocitellus parryii (Arctic ground squirrel)
Lineage: Eukaryota; Metazoa; Chordata; Mammalia; Rodentia; Sciuridae
Gene: Galk2
Product: galactokinase 2
Biological process (GO): galactose metabolic process; carbohydrate phosphorylation
Cellular component (GO): cytosol; cytoplasm
Molecular function (GO): galactokinase activity; ATP binding
Source: RefSeq, a predicted model, not a curated record
GGUUAGUGCCUUAGCAACUAAACAUAGCAACUGGCGAAUCUGGUGCUGCUGAUGUCUGUGGAAGGGUCUCGGGAACAGUUUCUAGGCUCCUAGGUGGGGGAACAGUCUCCUCCCUUGCUUGGGACUCUGGAACUACCUCAUUCUGGUGAAAGUAAGGUCAGCCUAGGACCAGAAGCCUUUCUUGGAGAAAAGGCUGACAUGCCAGUCCUUUGCGACAGAUUGCUGAAGCUAAAGGAGAUUUUUAACUCUAAGUUUGGAUCUAUUCCCAAGUUUUAUGUUCGAGCACCAGGACGAGUCAACAUAAUAGGAGAGCACAUAGAUUACUGUGGAUAUUCUGUUCUUCCUAUGGCUGUAGAACAAGAUAUGUUAAUAGCUGUGGAACCUGUGAAAACACACACUCUUCAGCUGGCUAACACAAAUCCCUUGUAUCCGGACUUCAGUACUAGUGCAAAUAACAUUCAGAUUGACCGAACAAAUCCUUUGUGGCACAACUAUUUCCUAUGUGGAUUUAAAGGAAUUCAGGAACACUUUGGUCUUAGUAACCUGACUGGAAUGAACUGCCUGGUAGAUGGAAAUAUCCCACCAAGUUCUGGCCUCUCCAGCUCUAGUGCUUUGGUCUGUUGUGCUGGCUUAGUGACACUUACAGUGCUGGGAAUGAACCUAUCUAAGGUGGAACUUGCAGAAAUCUGUGCCAAGAGUGAGCGUUAUAUUGGCACUGAAGGAGGAGGCAUGGACCAGUCCAUAUCAUUUCUUGCAGAAGAAGGAACUGCCAAGUUGAUAGAAUUUAGUCCUCUGAGGGCAACUGAUGUGAAACUCCCAAGUGGAGCAGUAUUUGUGAUUGCAAAUAGUUGUGUGGAAAUGAAUAAGGCAGCAACUUCUCACUUCAAUGUCAGGGUGAUGGAGUGUCGACUUGCUGCAAAGCUCCUGGCUAAGUACAAAAGCUUGCAAUGGGACAAAGUCCUGCGACUGGAAGAGGUGCAGACAGAACUAGGGAUUAGUUUGGAAGAAAUGCUGUUGGUCACAGAGGAUGCCCUUCAUUCUGAACCCUACAGCCCGGAAGAGAUCUGCAAGUGUCUGGGAAUUAGCCUGGAGGAACUCAGAACACAAAUCCUGAGUCCGAACACUCAAGAUGUGCUCAUCUUCAAACUCUACCAGCGGGCAAAGCACGUGUACAGUGAGGCUGCAAGAGUGCUCCAAUUUAAGAAGAUAUGUGAAGAAGCACCUGACAACAUAGUCCAGCUGCUGGGAGAGUUAAUGAACCAGAGCCACAAGAGCUGCCGGGACAUGUAUGAGUGCAGUUGCCCUGAGCUGGACCAGCUGGUGGACAUCUGUCGGAAGUUCGGCGCUCCUGGGUCACGACUGACUGGAGCAGGAUGGGGUGGCUGCACGGUAUCAAUAGUACCUGCUGACAAGUUGCCCAGCUUCCUAGCAAACGUGCAGGAGGCUUACUACCAGAGGAGCAAUCGCAGCUUAGCGCCAGAGAAGCAGAGUUUGUUUGUUACUAAACCUGGAGGUGGGGCUUUGGUUUUCCUUGAGGCCUAAACAAUGUAAAAUAACUCAGAGAAACUAUUUAGGGCAUUUAGGAACUGGCAGGACUUCCUAUGCCACAGUAAAUUAAUCCUCUUUCUGUUUUAUAUUAUGAUGAAUGCUUGCUAUUAUCAAGAUGUAUUUCUAAGGAAAUGGUUGAAAUCUCUCUAUACUUCACAAUGAUUAUUUUUCCAUUUUAAAAACAUUUUUUUUAAACCAGUAAAAACAAAGAUUGUGCUUGGAAAGAUCUUUUAAGGAUGAUUUACUAAAAUUUAUUGGUUUGAAGAUUUUAAAGAUGAAUGGUGAAACAAACUGUUAMUACAUGGAUUGGACUUGAAUUAAACACACCACUAUAAUGUAACUAUAAUUAAACUGAUAUAAUUGAAUUGUA